Molecule: messenger RNA, 1036 nt
Organism: Manihot esculenta (cassava)
Lineage: Eukaryota; Viridiplantae; Streptophyta; Magnoliopsida; Malpighiales; Euphorbiaceae
Exons: 2
Coding region: 171-674 (167 amino acids)
Source: RefSeq, a predicted model, not a curated record
UUUGCUAGAAUCGUCUGGUCUGGCUAUGUGGAUCAAUUAUCAUAACCUAAAAUAUCUAUGUUGCAUUUCUGGAUUUUAACUCUGCAGCAAAGGAAGACGACAGGGACAUGCACAUUACCAACUUAUAAAACGUGGACUGCUCUUAAAGGUUACUUGGAAUCUCAGAUGCCAUGGACUGUAAGGACACCGAGAUGACGGAGACUGAGCCUUCUACGGCGGUAUCUCAGCAAGACCCGAACGAUGUCGUUGAAGAGCUGCUCACUUUUGCUCGUCAGCUCAUCAACGAGGGGAAACCUUCUCAGGCUCUCCAAGCGGUUGUAAUGGCAAUACGUUCCAAAGGUGGGGAUGAAGCUGUGUUUCAGUCUCUGCAUCGUGCACGUGAACUGUAUAGAAACAGGCUACAAGAGAACACUGCUGCUGAUCAACUUGCUGCUCUGUUUGCCGAGUGUGCAAUUGCUGAAGUCCAGCCUUCUAAAGUGGAACCCUCACCACUUAAUGGAGGUGGCCCAUUGGUAGAUGCUCAUGCAAACUCUAUACUUGCAGACACUGGCAGGAUGCAAAUUGUGUUGGAUGCAUUCUCUGAUGGAAGCAGCUUCAUCUGUUUGCAGUGUGGAGGUCUUGUUAGUAAUCAUCGUAAAGAUGAGCAUUAUGCCUACUGGUGUUGCCAACUCUGAUGUGCAGAAAUGUAGAAUUGAGCAUUUCCAUGCAAUGUUCCUUGACAUGCUUGAUUUGCUUAGCUGCCCUACUUCUACAUUUGACUGCAUAAUGCCCUCGAUUCAAGGGCACUUCAUCAAACAAUGUGCCAGAUGUAAUCAUUAUCAUCUGUCAGAACUUCAACUGCUUGGAGUAGAGUCCACAGGCCAUCCAUAGGUAAAAAUUGGGAUGAUGGAGACAAAAAAAAGAAUUUGCAUGUUACGAUAGUUAUAGAAUGUUUACUCUGUUAGAGUGGUUUCAGUGCAUUAUAUGUAAUCUUGUCUUCACGGCAUUUGUUCUCUUCUGAUGGUAUUCAUAUUUUAAUCCAGAUCUUUUUCUCUCA